Triplophysa rosa is the source of this 11157-nucleotide messenger RNA. It is a transcript of the gene wdfy4, whose product is annotated as WDFY family member 4. The coding region runs from base 498 to 10010 and encodes 3170 amino acids. NCBI's taxonomy places the organism in Eukaryota, Metazoa, Chordata, Actinopteri, Cypriniformes, Nemacheilidae. The transcript has 64 exons. Gene Ontology annotation, molecular function: protein binding. The record is from RefSeq and is a predicted model, not a curated record.
ACUAAAGUACACUAGAUCAUUUUUCACGUAGGAACUAAUUCAAAUGUUGGACAAAUUUAAUUGACACUGCAGUCUUUAUAAAGGGAAAUAUUAGGCUUACUUUAAAUGCAGAACUGAAACGGCCAGUAGGUGGCGUCAAUUUUCCACUGAGUUAGUGAAUCAUUUAACCAACUCGUUCAAAUCGCCAAUUUGAAUCAUUAACUCGUCCGAGACAUUCAAAACACACAUUCAUUUUGGAGAUAAACACCGCAAAAAGGCAGAUGUUUUAUUUCGGUGCCAUCUUAAAAUCAUCACACGGUGUCGCCAUUGUUCAAAAUCUGAUGGGCUCAAUUUAAACCCCAGCCAGCACAGACACUACGAAGUGAGGCACAUGACCAGACGCAGCUGAUGUCAGGCAUGUCUCAGCCGGUCGCUCACUGAGUGCUGUGACAUGGAAAGCAAGAGGAAGCCUCAUAUACAACCAUAAGUCUACACAUGCAAGCCCCGUCAUAGACAAGAUGCCGCCCACCAAACAACAGGAGACGGGUGGAGAAAUAGAAAGAAUCACCAAGGAGAAUGGAGAACUCAGCGCUUCAGGGGAGAGUUCAGACAGGGUAGACCUGACAACAAGUCAAAUUCACAGCAUGGCAGAUGGGAUCCUGAAAGCAAAUGUGGAUCCACUCGUGGUUCUCAGAGAUUGGCUAUCUCAGCUUGGAACAACAUCCCUACAGUCACCAGAGCAAAGAGAACAAGAGCUCAAUGGACUCCUGCUGCUCUUCAUCCAGGUCUCAGAGAGUGACUGCACCCUUGGUGAUCUGGACCUCCUGGGUUUGGCCCUGGAAGUCGGAGAAGCUUUUGUCUGUCAUGUACAACAGAGAGUGUCGGAGAAGCCUGCAGAGGAAGCCCGAUUUGAAUUGGAGCAGUUCUUUCAGAGGUCAGAGGGCAACAGCAACAAAGGAUGGCUUCUACUAAAAUCAAUAUGUGUUUUGUCCAACAGAGAAUCUGAGGUUGGUGCUAUGAUCAAGACAGGUGUACCUGCUGCUUUAGUCAAGUGCCUGUAUCUGUUUGUGGCUUUACCUCCCAGAAAAGUGAACGGUAACUCUCCAGAAGAUGUGGAAGAGGAAGUCAAAUGCUCUUUUCAGGACACUCUUAUUCAGGCGAUCUUGCAGCUGUGCAGUCGGGUAUGUUUUGUAGAAGUUUUGGUGGAGACGCAGGAGCUCUCAAAUGUGAUCAUCUCUCUGUCCCUCAUGUGGGAUCAGUGCAGCCCCUCAUGGAGACGGCAGGCGUCUCGUGUGCUCAGAGCAGUGUCUGCUGCACAAGCUCAUAACACUGUACCUGCACUGCAAGCUAGUAAUUGCAUGAAGAUCUGCAUCCAGAACAUGCAUAACAUCCGUGCUAAGGUCCCUGGGCAUGUUCUAGCUGAGGUGGUUGUGAGUGUUUUCAGUUUUGUGAAGGACUCUUAUCCUGUAAACCCUGCUCUUUUCGAGGAGUUUGAGAACAAUGAUGCCUAUGACAUCCUACAAGCCGCCUUGUCACGCUGUGAAGAGGAAGUGACAGAGGAGCACAUUCAAGACCUUUUAUGCCUCAUCGCAUCAUUUACUCUUUUUGGCAAGGCUGAGUUAAAAGUGGCCAUAUGUGUGAACAACCCUCAGCCGCCUGGUUUUAGGUUCGACCCCACCCUGACUAAAGGUUCAUCUGUUAAAAACCUCACAGUCUUUCAAAUCAUCCAGUCCUCCUUCCUGCACUCCAGCAACACCGUGAUCUGCAGCCAAAUCCUUCGCACCAUCCAAAUGAUCUGGUCUUGGGAAAAGGCAAACUUCUUCCUGUUGGAGUGGUCUCUACAGUCUCUGGCUCAACUGGCUGAAUGCAUCUGGCAGAAAUCUCCACCCAUUCACCUCAUUUUCUUUGAACUGCUUGAGACCGUCAUCUUCCAGCUCUCUUAUAUCCCACACGAGACCGUCAGAAAGGUGCAGGCAGUGGUGAAGCAGGGCUGUUCAGAGGCCUUCAGCAUCACAGCUCUGGAGUGUUUCUACAGACUCAUCAUGAAUAGUGGAUUGUUGUCAGACGUCCUGAGUGAUGGUGGACUGAUGGAGCAACUGUUGUCUGAGCUUAAAAGAAGAGCUAAGAUUAUCAGAAAGGCUGGUGUUGCUGUAAAUGAAGAGGACACUGAUGACCGUGAUAGGAGGUUGACCACCAACAUUCUGGAUGUAGUUGCAGCUCUGGCCAUGCAGUCGAUCAGAAACACUGUGCUCAUCCGGGAUUUGGGGAUGAUUCCCUAUGUGAAGAUCUUCAUAGACGUCGAGCAGUUCCGCAGUCCCACUCUGUGCAUUCUGGAGCAGCUCUCAGAGGUGAAUCCAGAGGAAUACAUGAGCACAGCCAUCGGAGCUCUCUGCUCGUCCACGGAGAGUGAAAUCAAACUCAAACGGGACCUCCUGCAGUCUAUUAUGAAAGUUUUGGAGAACCCGAAUACUUGGAAUGCCUUCCGCACCGCAGGAGGCUUCACCGGCCUUCUCUCUAUUGUUGUGGACAUGGAGGGAGCCCUGCUGGAACGGCCGAUGGGAGGAUGGGCCUCUCUCAGUCGCCAGAGCAUCGUAGACCUGCUCCUCCUCACCUUACACACCAUCGCCCUCGCCGUGCAUGUGCAUCCGGUUAACAGCCACUUCUUCAACUCCACCGGUCUCUGUGAGAAGUUGGGUGAGGCUCUGUUGCAGCUUGGCUGUUUUCAGAAAGGGGUCCAUGUAGAAACAGAUAAAGACGACUCGCACUGCAGGAGUUUCCAGCAGUUUGUGGAAAUGGCGGAGAGGGCGGAACCUCAGCUGCCGCCACCUUUAGGAGACUGUGUGAAGCUGCUGGGAUUCCUGGAGCAGUUUGCUACCGGUGUGAGCCUGGUUGCAGAUUCAUGUGCAGGCCUGCAGGAUAAUAAUGAGAGGGGCGUGAGUCAGAUCACAGUGGCGGGUCAAAGGGGAGCAGGGAUGUCCAAUGAGGACGAGACUCGGAGUCAAACCAGUGUGUCAGUAUCUACAGAGUCUGGACGGGUUUAUUGUGACCUCCCCAUUCUUCAUCCUGGAGCUGUUAAACUCCUCAUGACUCUCCUGCCUAGUAUUUAUUGUCCCAGUGACCCUCAUUUGUCUGAGGAGCUGCAGUUGUCUGUAGCUCAUCAUGUUCAGACUCUAGUGAAGUCAGAGAGAAACAGACAGAUCAUGUGUGAGUUUGGUCUGCUGUCCACACUGCUGACUCACUGCAAACACAUCCUCAUGGACAACACCAGCUCACUUUACCUGCCUGUAGUUCGGAUCCUGGAGAAACUCGCUUCACAGGCCAUGGAUCACAAGGACCUCAGGCAGUUCCUGUGUCUUGGAGAUCCUCUGAUGUGUAGUGGAAACAAUCAGCUUUCAGUCUCCUGUGAAGACGCCCCUUGCACACACAAGAACAAAGAAACUGAAGAGGAUGAAAAUAAACCUUCUAAAAAGACAAUGAAAAGAAGUUUUAGCCUAUUGAAAACAUCUUCAGGCAGUGGGACAGUAGUUCCUCUUCAUAGAAUCAUAAGCCUCGUCUCCUUCACUUCACCACGGAGCUGUCGGCCACACAAAGUCUCCAUUACCCCUUCUUUUGUGGAGUUUGACAUGACAGACAGUGGCUAUGGGUGUCUAUUUCUGCCAUCUCUUGCUACAGUGAAGGGUGUCAGUGCAGACUUUAUCUCCACUGGCGGCUUGGGCACCGACUGCAGAGGUUUUCCUCCUCCAGCUGGCCUGUCGUUCUCCUGUUGGUUUAUGAUCUGUAGGUUCAGCUCGGCUUGUGAUUCUCACCCUGUGCGACUGCUCACCGUUGUACGCCACAUGUCUCGUGCUGAACAGCAGUUCAGCUGUCUGUCUGUCAGUAUAUCUGCCACUGACGGCUGCUUGGUGGUCUCCACUGAAGAGGAAGCUUAUCAGUUUUUGGAUUUGAUGGAACCAGAGGUUCAGUCUCCCAGUACGCUGUCGUCCUCAGUGCGGUUUAAAUGUUCCCAGCACUUACUAUCUGCUCAGUGGCACCAUCUUUGUCUGGUUAUGGCCAAAGGAAUCAAGAAGAGCUGUUUGGUCACGGUUUAUAUAAACGGAGCCGCAGUCGGAACAGCGAGGAUGAAAUAUAUUCAGCCAUUUCCUGGUCAGUGCAUCUCAAUGGAUCCCUCUGCAGUCAUUGACGUGUGUGGGAUUAUUGGCACUCCAUCAAUAUGGAAACAGCACGCUGCUCUGAUCUGGCGGGUCGGCCCUACAUACUUUUUCGAGGAAGUGUUGAGUUCUGAAUAUGUGGAGACCAUAUAUGAACAGGGCACCAACUACAUUGGAAACUACGUUGCUCUUAGUGUUCCAGAAGGGGAGGCAGAUGAUGUGAUGUCGCGAAUUAGGAUCGUCUCCCCGGAGAGAAUUUCCUUUGCCAUGAACCCAGCGGUAUCCACGGUCACAACAGUAGCAGAUAUAAGAGAUCAAUACAAUGAAGUGGAUUGUCGCCUUAUAGCUAAAGAGAUGGGGAUAACAUCACGUGAUAACUGUACUCCUGUCUUCUUGGCCCAUAACAUCAGUCAGAACCUCAGCGGAACUGCUCGGACAAUUGGGGCAGCCCUGGUUGGUUGUUUUGGAGUAAGAACUUUCAAGUCAUGCAGUGCUGCUAGUAGCUUCCAGUAUGUUGGUGGACCUGCAGCCGUUCUGAGCUUGGUGGCGAUGGCCUCAGACGAUGAUUCCUUGUAUGCUGCUGUCAAAGUUCUUCUCUCUGUUUUGGAGACAAACUCUGUGAUGGAGCAGGAGAUGAAACGAACCAAUGGCUAUAAGCUCUUGUCCUUCCUAUUAAAGAUGAAGUCUCAGCUGGUCAGCAGUAGAAUUUUUAACCUUAUUCUGGCCAUUGUGGGCACAAUGGAGCUGGGCAGUGAUGCUUUUUACAUCCCGAACAUCAGAGCCUUCCAGGACGUCCUCUGUGACUUUGAGGUGUGGCAGAACACUCCAGAAAAUCUCGACCUUCGUGUUUUAAACCAUUUAUCUGAUCUCCUGAAGUCAUCAAGUGGGAGUCAACAGAAUGCUGAGGUCAUGCACAGACUUAACGUGAUGGGCAAACUUCUUAUCGUGCUGCAUGACUCCAGUGUGACCCGUAGGAAGGUGUUAAUCAUCUGUAGCAUCAUUAGAUCCCUCCUUGAGGAACAUUUCAACACCACAGACAUCAAGAGGCUUGGACUCUUCAUAGUUCAUAGUCUUUUGCCUCCCACUUUAAACGAAAAUGAGACUUUCUCUGAUUUGGAUUUCGAUGAUCAGUCACAAGGCUGGAGUCAGACACCUGGAAGAUCGGUUUGGAUCAGGAAUCAGUUGCUCUCUAUGCUGUCUUCUCUAAUCAUCUCAAACGCUUCUCUGUCCAGCAAUAACCAUGAGGAUGUGUUCUUCGCACUGGGAUCCGACUGGUUCCUCCUCUUCUUACAGGGCCACAUCCACACCAGCACAGUGCUGCUGGUUCUCACACUGCUCACUCACUUCCUGUCGAUUCCAAACAUCCUGGCCACGUUCAAAGAGGCUGUGUCACCAGGAACAUUAGUGGGGACUAUGGAGAUGCCUACAAGUAUCACAGAUAAUUUAAGAUCUCACUCAUGGUCAUAUGAGUGUUUGAGCUGCAUUUGCCCAGGGUUUGACGUUCUGCAGAAGCUUCUCAUUACUCAUAUUCACCUGCCUCAGAUUUACGGGUCUCUCGCUGCAAUGCUUUUAGGAAAAUCUGACUUUCAGGUUUCUAUUGAACAGGAAGAUGUUGACGUGAUGCUUCAGAGUCUGAUUGAAAGCUUCAGUGAUGGAGCUGAUGGGGUUAAAUUGUGUGCAGAUGCAGCUUGUGUUCUUUUAGAACUGAUCAAAGUUAUCAUUACUAGGCCUGUAACAGGAAGUGCAGAUGGCUGGGAAGUCCAGUACCCAGGUAGCGUGAUGCAGUUCCUCUGCCUGGUGCACAGUCUGUUUCCUGAAGAUCCCCUCUGGACCUCCCCUCAUUUCCACACUUCACUGGCCAGUGCCGUUUUCCCUUUUGAGAGCUCUACAGGUGUUCAGGGUACCAAAGAGGUUGGUAAUGUGGAGGAGCCCCUCUUGCUCCGGCCCGCCCACCCGGGCAGGAAGCAGGUGUGUGACUUCAUCCGCAUCCUCUUGAUGGAUAGCCUUAUUAACAUCUCUGCCAAAGACGGUGUACAUCCUUUAACACAGCUACUAGAGUUUUCUCCAGAUGGUGUUUGUCAAGAGCAGAGACAGAGCUUUCAGACUGAACUGCUGGAGUUUGUUAUGGACAUCAUCCACAUGACAGGGCAGGAGGAGUCCACACAUGUGGCCAGAGAUGAUCCAUCCAAGUCAAAACCGGACAGAAAAGCUACCAUUUUGAUUGAGAACGUGGCAUUCUUUAGUAAAAAGCUCGUGGAGAAACUCUAUACUGGCAUGUUUGUGGUGGAUCCAGAGACCCUCCUGGUCUUUAUAGCAGAGCAGAUAUCAGUGGCACUGGAGAGAGGUCGGGGUCGCCGGGAGAUGAUGGUCGGUGUCCUGUAUAAAAGCUUGAACCGAGCCCUGCUUUACUUCCUGUCCCGACCCAGACAGACUCCGGCUGAGCAGGAGCUCAUCGUUCAAACCCUUCAGGUGUUGCACCAGCACUGGGAUGUUGUCAUGGUAACCUACAAUGCUAAUGUCCACUUCCUGAGCUGUCUGUUGCACUGCCUCAUGAUCAUCCGCUCUGGCAGCUUUCUCGAUGGUUUUGGAUGUGAAGUUAAUAGAAAACCCUCAAGAAAAAUCUGGAGGCACCUCUUUCCAAACAAGAGCAGCACGGGGACAUCACAAACCAAUGUGAACGAUUCAGCAGAGGUGGAGUCCGAGCUGAUGUUGCUUGUGGAAAGCAUGUGGAGUAAAAUCAUGCAGGAGAGGAGACAGACUCUAGAGGAGGCCUAUAAGAUCGACCUGUCUGCUAAGACUGCUGGGAAAGAGGGACAGCUUUCCAUGAGCGAUGUGAGCCCUUUGUGGGAGGAGACGGCGAUGAAAGCUUGGCAGCUCUUUAUAGACUCCCAGAAUAAAAAGGUAAAUAAUGGUCACCAAAAGAGGGCAGGACUUCUCAGCAGUGCACUGCAGUCCGUUCAGAAGAGGUUCGAGAAGGAUCCCGUCUGCAGUUUUGAGGGGUUUGUUGCUGACAUGGAGGCACAUUGGCAAACUUGUGAAACCAUAUUUGAUGGCAUGUUGAGGAGCCACACACAGAUGAUUCAGAGUGAGAAUGAACGGAUGGCCGGUCAGUGGAUGAGAAUAGAGGAGGAUCUGCUCAGAGAGAGGGGUCUGUUCGGCCCCGGGCCUGGUGUGUUUCUCAAGCGAGGAUGGGUGCAGAAUACAGCGGAGGGCCGGAACCGCACACGAUCUCGAAUUCGUCGUAAAGAACUACGCCGCUCCAAGAAGAUGCCAUCGAUGACUUCAGGCCUCAUUCAGAAAAAUAUCAUUGAAGAAAGAAAAGCAGAUGAAGUAAUUGAGGUUGAUUCAGAACCCAGGAUCCUAUGUGAGGCGGGACGGGAGGUUGAGGAGGAGCCCGGCUUGGACUGUGAGCGUUUGACCUUCUUUCCCGUGUUGAACGAAGCUUCUCUUGUGAGCGAGGAUUUCUCCGAUCAGUGUACAGACACACAGAUUAUACUGCAGGAGCUGGUGCCCAAUGAAGAGGUGAAAGCAAAGCACUGCGUGGUGGUUGUCAGUGGUCAUGUGGUGUCCGAUGGGGUGCUGUUAUUUGGUAAAGCUGACCUCUACAUAUGUGAGGCCUUCACGUUGACCUCCACAGGAGAUGUGUGCUGUAGACUUCAUCAUCAAACCAAUGUGAGAGACUCAUAUAUUUGUAACAUGAUGAAUAAAGAGAAAAGCCCGAGCCCGAGCUGCAAACGCUGGUCAUAUGAUGACAUCAAAGAGGCAAAUUUCAUGCGUUACCUGCUUGAGGACAACGCACUGGAGAUUUUCCUGAAGAAUGGAGCUUCCGUGUUUCUUGUGUUCUUCAACAAUGACCAUGUCAAUGCUUAUAAAAGGCUGUGCUCUGUGGUCUCCUCAUUAAAGGCGAAAGGACCAGAGACUGUAUUUAAUGUGAGAAGAACAGCUGGGGUUGAAAAGAAUGUCCUUAUGAAAUGGCAGAGGGGAGAAAUCAGUAAUUUUGAAUACCUCAUGCAUCUGAACACUCUUGCUGGACGGACGUACAACGAUUUGAUGCAAUAUCCUGUUUUUCCCUGGAUCAUUGCAGAUUAUGAAUCCGAGACUUUAGAUCUGUCGUCUCCCACGACAUUCCGAGACCUCUCCAAACCAAUGGGAGCUCAAACGGAAAAAAGAAAAGAGCAAUUCAUUCAGAGAUACCUUGAGGUGGAAAAUAAUGAAGGUGAUCUGUCUGCACAGUGUCACUAUUGCACACACUAUUCCUCAGCCAUCAUAGUGGCCUCGUACCUGGUGAGGAUGGAGCCUUUCUCCCAAACCUUCCUCUGUCUGCAGGGCGGAAUGUUUGAUGUUCCGGAGCGGAUGUUCUACAGCAUUCAGAAAGAAUGGGAAUCGGCAUCUAAGGACAACAUGAGCGAUGUCAGAGAGCUCAUUCCUGAGUUUUUCUACCUCCCAGACUUCCUUGUCAACUCCAACAACUUUGACUUUGGUUGCAUGCAAAACGGGACAGCUUUGGGUGACGUGGUGUUGCCACCGUGGGCCAAAGGAGACCCGCAGGAGCUCAUCAGGAUGCACAGGAAGGCUCUCGAGAGCGAUUACGUGAGUGCACGUCUGCAUCUUUGGAUUGAUCUGAUCUUCGGCUACAGACAGCAGGGUCCGGCCGCUGUGGAGUCUGUUAACACAUUUCACCCCUAUUUUCACACUGACAAAUACAACACAGCAAGCAUGAAGGAUCCUGUGAUGAAAAGCACCAUCCUUGGCUACAUUAAUAACUUUGGCCAAAUGCCGAAGCAGCUUUUCACGAAACCGCACCCGAGCCGCACGUCUCACAAAAGCUCUGCGGGAAAAGAGACGUCGGUAUCCAGCCAAAUCAGCCCGUUUUUCUAUAAACUGGACAAGCUCAAGCUUUCCGCCCAGCCAAUUAAAGAACCCUUGUUGGGGCCUGUGGGUCAGAUAGUAUGUAAAGAGAAGGACGUGUUGGUCAUGGAAAAAAACAAACUUCUCAUCCCUCCACAGUGGAACACAUACUUCUGCUGGGGUUCAUAUGACCAGACCUGCUCUUUUGGGAACUACACAGCCGAAAAGAGCUUUGGAAUGUGUGAGAGCCUGUCAGAUUGGGGGGAGACUGUGUGUGCUACCUGCCCCAACAGCAACACCAUCAUCACGUCCGGGAAGAGCACUGUGGUGUGUGUGUGGGACAUCUCCAUCACCAAAGACAAACUCAAACACAUGAGACUCAGACAGACCCUGUAUGGACACACAGAUACAGUGACAUGUCUAGCAGCAUCAGAGGCUCACAGCAUGAUUAUUAGCGGCUCUCUGGACCAGACCUGCAUCCUGUGGGACCUGGAAGACCUCGGCUACAUCACACAGUUACCAGAGCAUUCCUCUGGCGUGUCUGCCCUGGCUAUUAAUGACCUGACUGGUGAGAUCGCAUCGUGUGCAGGCACCCAUUUGUACCUGUGGACCAUGAAGGGGCAGCUGCUGGCCUCCAUCGAUGCUUCCUGCGGGCCCGAAGCAAACAUCCUGUGCUGUUGCUUUACGCAGAAACACGAGUGGGACCCCCGCAACGCUGUCAUCACCGGCUGCGCAGAUGGCGUUGUCAGGAUAUGGAAGACUGAAUAUACUAGAGUACAAUUACCUGGACAUGAGAAGCCCUCAAUGUCUCAAGGGCACGUUUUGUCAUCGGCUCCUGAAGAAGCAGACGACGGUUCGUGGAAGUGGGAGAGACACCUGGUGCUCUGUCGAGAGUUAAACCGCAAUCCGUCGGCCUCGCGGCGACGGGGCAAAAUUAACCCUGCCAUCACCGCUCUGGGCAUAUCCAGAACGCAUGGCACACUGCUGGUUGGUGAUGCCUGGGGUAGGGUGCACGGCUGGUCCUGCGAGAACUAGAAUCAGACCGUCGAUCAAUCGUCUGUCAGUCUAGGUUUCAGACAUGCAAACACAGUCCGGCUUAAGUGCUGCCUACGUGUGCACUUCACGCUCACCACUUCCAGCAGGACUGCUGACUACAGGAGAGUCGCUCUGGGUCUGCUGAAUUACAGGGAUGACGCAUUGGACUGGGUGAGGCUCGCUGGCCAGGGCCGGAAACACAACCCUGCUUAUUUAAGAAAUGAAAGACUAUACGUCAAAAAAUUGAGAUGGGUUUUAUUGUAUAGCAGCUCUGUUUCUCUCAGUAGACUGUCAGAAAGUCAAAGUAAUGUUUAUUUUAUAAACACCGGUAUGCUGAACUUAUAAUCAAAGUUGUUUGACUAUAUUUUAUAUUUUUGUUUUAAAUACAUUGAAUGGAUUGAAUGUGUAACUCGUAAAGCAGCGGGGUUCUGCUUAUUCUAGUCGUGUUAUGCUGGAAACAUAAGAAUGUUUGAGAACAUGUUGCAUAGCAACGUUUCUUGCGCAAUGUUUUUCAUUGGAUUUUUUUGAAAAGAUAAUCAAGCAGAUUUUAUUGGUUAAACCUAAUAUUGUUUAAUUAGAUAUGAAUAAAACUGUUACUCUUACUCUGGUACUAUUCCUAGUUUGAAAUAACAUUUGUCUUAAACACAAGGGAAAACUCGACAUCUAAAGGGCUGAAUCAACCCUCCCCAACCAAUUACAGAGGAGUUUCCAUUGGCAGUGUGCCCCGGAUUCCCAUCAGGGAGGGAAGAGCUGCGUUUUGAAUACUUGCACAUUCCACGAUCAGGAGAAUUCGGGAAUAAAUGCUACUGAAUUACGGUGUGCACGGUGACACGCUGUUUUAACUGUGUGAGGCAUUAUUGUUUAAUAUCACAUUCCAAAACUAUGUGGUGUGAUUGUUAAAGAGCAGUAGUUUUAUAUACAUUUAAAGGUUUUUAUAGGUUAUUAUAGAAAGUCUAUUGUUUUGCACUGCGGUAAAGGGCUGGAAUUAAAAAUUCCUUUUUUGGUUAAGUUCUUGCGGAAAACAUGUUAAGGAUUUAGUUUUUUUCACCCUUGCAGGCCUGAAUCAUACUGAACCACAUUCAAACAUGAUCAAAUCAUGUCUCGUUGCAGUUGUUGCUUUAAAUUAUAAAAUACACCUUUUACCAGA